Thyridium curvatum is the source of this 1842-nucleotide messenger RNA. RefSeq lists its product as uncharacterized. Lineage: Eukaryota; Fungi; Ascomycota; Sordariomycetes; Thyridiales; Thyridiaceae. Gene Ontology annotation, cellular component: nucleus. The record is from RefSeq and is a predicted model, not a curated record. Bases 1 to 1842 code for a protein of 613 amino acids. Gene Ontology annotation, molecular function: DNA-binding transcription factor activity; transcription cis-regulatory region binding. The transcript has 3 exons. Gene Ontology annotation, biological process: positive regulation of transcription by RNA polymerase II.
AUGUCUCAAAACACGCCGCUGCCCAAAGAGUUCAAAUUCGUCGGAGGGCCGAGCAGGAAGCGCCGGCGCAAAACAGCUCCCGGAGAGGCCACAAACACGGAGAAGGUCCCUGCAUCUGCCGCAACCGUUCAUGCGGCCCGUUGCCGUGAUCCCAGCAACUCGACCCAAUCCCGGCUCCGAAGCACCGCGGGCCCACCGUCCACAUCGCAUGCGGCCAGUCUGACGGUUGGCGACCAGUCUGCUCAUGACGCCGCCUUGCCGUCGACGAUCUUGACAGAUCCUGCCAUUGCCGGCGAUGUGUUGGCGUGGUUGGACGACGGCUCCAUGAACCCCUUCUUUGAUCCGGCCUUGCAGUUUGCCAACGCAGCAGGCCAUGACGGCGCGUGGUCGCAGAUGCAGUCCAUGGUGCCGUUCUAUCCCGGAGCUGACAUGCUCUUCUCGCACUUGUGGGAUUCUCCUUCGACAGACGAUGCCUAUGACCAGCAUGUUGGCGGUGACGUUAUCCAGGCCUCCGACGACACCGUCUCUCCAGAAGAGAGCCCCACGGCGGACUCACCAAUAGAGGAGAUAGGCAAUCACACGAUGCAUGAGCGGUCCAGCUUGUCACAUCCCCCAAGCACCUUCAGCUACACAAUCACACAGUUGUCGUAUAGAUAUGAUAAAGAAUUUUGCAUAUUGCCGCUGACGGACGAUUUCGAAGCUAAUCCAUUCCGAAUUGACCCGGAGGUCGUCAAGGGCUCCAAGCUGCUGCUUCACUGCAUAUUGGCACUCUCCUACAAGCAUAUUAAUCGGGACACCGGUACCUGCUAUCAAGAAGCCAAGAUACACAAAAAAAAGGCUCUCCGGAUGCUCCAGGGUAUGGACAAGGAGUCAGAGAAGAGUCUUUCACCAAAGGCGAAAGACGAGGCUGGGCUGCUCGAUGCGGUGCUUAUCUUGAUGACGCUGGAUUGCGCGACCUCGGCUCACGGCCCUUGGGUUUGGUAUCUCAAGAACGCUCUCAAGAUGAUCCAGGCAAGCGAGAGUCACAAUGUACGCCGAACCCCACGAAUGCGCGCGCGCCUGGGGAUGCUCGUCUGGUGGGAUGUAACAUUGGCCUUGACAAGUCGCCGCGGUUGCGUCUUGUCCGAGGCUACUGCACUCAGCCUGUUCAACCGGAGCGGAUCAGACGAUGAGACUUUCUACAGCGUGUCUGGCUGCCCCGAGGACCUGUUCAAGUACAUGAUCCGGCUCGGAGCGUAUGCUAGGGAGUACGAGCUCGUCUCCACCUUAGUGUGCGUCAAGUUUGACAUGGAACCCGUCCUGGCCGUCGAAAAGUCUAUCCGCGAGUGGACGAGCCCGCAGAUGCACUUCAAGCGCCCGCAGCCCAUUCCGGGCGAUCUACUCGGGGAGGAGGCCGUAGGUGAGGAGAUGGACGCCGGAGACCUGGCCCAGUACUCGGAAGAUCAUUACCACUGCACUGAAGCCUGGCGAUACGCACUGCUUGUCUACAUCGAGCGCGUCUUCAGGUGGCGGCGAGGCGAGGCUCCAUCGUCGAUGCUCAGCUAUCUUGCCCGCAAGACGAUGAAUCACGUAUCGUCGUGUCGGCGUACGACGAUGCUCCAGAAGCAGCUCCUGCUGCCUGUGUUCCUAGCAGCCUGCGAGACCACGGAUGACUUCUUGCGAGACCAGGCACGGUCAUACUGCACCUGGUGGAGCGGCAAGACGCGCUACGAUAUGUUCCUCACCACUACAGCCCUACUGGAGGAGGUGUGGGCGAAUCAGAUGCAGGAUCCUUUGAACAGCUGGUGGGGCUCCACCAUCAACCAGAAUACCGGAUCUGAUCGGCAGUAUCUAUUCGGAUGA